Bombus huntii is the source of this 3430-nucleotide messenger RNA. It is a transcript of the gene dgt1, whose product is annotated as KAT8 regulatory NSL complex subunit 2. Lineage: Eukaryota; Metazoa; Arthropoda; Insecta; Hymenoptera; Apidae. Gene Ontology annotation, cellular component: NSL complex. The transcript is spliced from 8 exons. The coding region runs from base 157 to 1581 and encodes 474 amino acids. The record is from RefSeq and is a predicted model, not a curated record.
UUGCUGCACAAUCGCCAAUAAUUUACAUUUCACGAUAUCUUAAUCUUUUUUUCAUUCUCUUGAUAUAUCCAGAAAUACGCUGACGGUGAUAAGCGUGAUUCAAUUGGCACUGACUUUCCUUCACGGAAGAUUUGAUGUAAGAGAUCACAGUAAGUUAUGUUUCGUAUCCCAAAAACAACAAUGCCUGUGACUAUUGUAGCCACAAAAAAGCCCAAACAAAUGCAAACGUGCUUAUAUUCAUCUUAUGAAUGCUCACAACCUUGUCUUGAUGGAUAUACUUAUUGCGCCAAGCAUAUUCUUGAGGAUCCAAAUGCACCUUUCAAGCAAUGUGGUUUUGUAUAUAAUAGUAAUGGCAGAAAAUGUCAAAAUCCUGCACCAAAAUUGGAUAGAAGAGAUAUUUUAUAUUGUAAUGAGCAUGCUAGAAAAGCCCAAAUAGCACGUAUAAAAUCUACAGCAAAACAUUCUUUACCACAGACACCUGAAAUGCUCUUACUUAAUUUAAGUCACUAUGUUAAGAAAACAGAUUCAAGUACUGAAGAUACCGAAGAUGAAGAAGGAAAAAUCAAAGCAUUAGACCCUUUUACUGAAGUUGAUGCAUACAGAGUAAAUGCAAGUGGAAGUGAUAUUUUGGAUUAUGCAAGUUCCUCUGAUAGCGAUAUUGAACCUACAACAGUGACUGAUACUUUAAAAGGAAGUUAUCUUGAUGAUAGUGAUAAUGAAAGUUUAUACAGUGCACAAGAAGAUCCUUUAAAUAUUAAUUUUUUAAGGCAUGCUGGAAUUUUUACUGCUGAGGAGGUGAUCUACAUUGCGCGAGAAAAACUAAUUAGACUGCAAUCACUUUACAUAGAUCAGUAUAGAAGAUUACAGUACAUAUUAAGAGAGAAAAGACGAAAGUAUCUACAUGCCCUUAAAAAGGAAAAGGAAACAUUAUGUAGUAUACAUGACCAACCAAAAGAAACUGCAAAAGAAAAGAAAAUUUAUGAAAAAUUAAAAGCCUUAAAUCGUUAUCAUAGACGAAGUGGAGCUGAAGCUAUAUUAUAUAGAAAAUCUUUAGAACGUAGAGCACAGGCAACUGAAGGACCCACUCAAAAAAUACCAAGUAUAUCAAAAUGUAUUUUUACAGAAGGUGGAGUAAAAUGUGGAGAGAGAACUCUUCCUGCUGCAAAACAUUGUCGCAAACAUAUCCUUAAAGAUCAACAUCAAGUUUUAUUCAAAGCAUGUGGAGCAAUUCGAGCAGAUAUAGAGUGUCAUGAACCAGUACCUGUAAUUUUUGAUACAAAUUGCGUGUUUCACAUGAACUUACCAUCUGAAUGUAAAUUAGAAACUAUGAAGUUUAAAGAAUCAAAACCUGAAGCACAGGAAAUGUCAGCAACAGAUAAUCAAUCUGUGGAAAUUGAUGUAGUAGGAGAAAUUCAAGAAAUUGAUCCAGACGAUGAUAUGGCGGGAUUAAUGAGAGAGAUGAGUGAUGCUGCACAUAUGAAACCAGUAUUUAAUGAAAGUUUAAAUAGUGAAGCUAGCACAGAUACAGCUUUUAGUUUAUCAGCACAGAUGAGUGAUAGAGAUGAUCUUGUUUCUGUGUGACAAGCUCUUUUUCUAUGACUUCAAAUCAUAGAAUAUUAAUGUUUGUUGUUACAUAAUUAUGCAAAUUUUAUUUAUGAAUUUUAUUCAACUUAACUAUAUUCUUACCUGUAUAUUAAGUGCCUAAAAUUAAAAGUGAUAUGAACUCAAACAUGAAUAUUGUGUGACAACAAAGGAUGUGUAUCAUUGAGAAUAAUAGUGGUGUAUCUCCAAUUUUAUUACAAACAAAACUAUACCACAUACAUGUUCAAGACAAUUUUAAGUAUUAGUAUAACAAUGAAGUUCCUCCAUAUGUACUACAUUUACCAUAUUAAAAUAUUGAUAACAUUUCGUUACUUGUUUUAAGUCAUCCCAUAAGUUCGUGUCGACUUUUGUGUAUACAUUUCAUGUGUCGAUUUAUAAACAUACGGCGAUAAGGGACCAAUGCACUUGAGCUUAGCUGAUCGAAAACAGGCUAGAGCAGAUUUUCGUGGGAUAAGAUCGUAAUAUAGUGAACACAGUGACUUCUAACAGUAAAAAAUCAUGAGUGAAAUGCGUAUCCAUUUUCGACAUCUCAUGUUAUAUGAAUUUCGGAAAGGAAGUUCUAUAAUAAUUGCCACGAAAAACAUAUGUACUGUUUACGGAGAAAAUGCGCUUUCAUCUCGCACCUGUAGGAAGUGGUUCCAACGUUUUAGAGCUGGGAAUUUCUGUUUAGAAGACAAGGAACGCUCCAGGCGUUCUCCUCAGACAGACGAAGAUAAAAUUUGGGAUCGUGUUGAAAAAUCACGAAGUUUGACAGUUCAAGAGAUGUCAAAUGUUCUGAAAAUACCUAAGACAACGAUUCAUAGGUAUUUAAAAAAAAUGGGGAUGGUGUCAAAGUUGAACGUUUGGGUGUCCCAUGAACUUAUGGAACGGAACCGUCUUGAACGAACAACAGCGUGCAUGUCAUUACUUGCGCGUAAUAAACAUGAGCCAUUCCUUAAACGCCUGGUAACUGGUGAUGAAAAGUGGAUACUUUACGAAAACCCUGAACGGAAACGUAGCUGGUCCCAACGAAAUCAGCCACCUCAACGCUGUGCAAAACCAGGGUUACAUCCACGUAAAAUUCUUUUGUGUGUAUAGUGGGAUUAUAAAGGAAUACUCUAUUUUGAACUUUUAUCUAGUGGUGAUACCAUUAAUUCAGACAAAUAUUGCAGUCAGUUAGAAAAAUUAAGGGAAGCACUAGCUGAAAAACGACCAGGUUUAGUGAAUAGGAACAACGAUAUCUUCCAUCACGACAACGUUAGAUCGCAUGUCGCGAAAAGCGUUACAAAAAAAUUGUCUGAAUUUAAUUGGGAAAUUUUACCACAUCCCCCAUACUCCCCAGACAUUGCCCCAUCUGAUUACCACCUGUUCAGAGCAUUACAACACUUUUUAGUAGGUAAAAAAUUUGAAAAUAUUGACAUUCUCAAAAAUAGCUUAGAAAAUUAUUUUAAAGGAAAACAAGAGAACUUUUAUUGAGACGCCCUACCAGAAAAAUGGGAAGAAGUUGUACAACAAGAGGGGGAUUACAUUUUUUCAUGAAACUUAAGGGUAUGUAAACAAUCUUAACAUAUAUAACCGCUCGAAAAACGGCACGAACUUAUGGGAUGACCUAAUAUUUGAUUGAUCCAAGAACAUUUCACAAAAGCUUGUUUUUCUUGAAAAAUCAAUAAUGGACGUUACACUAUUAUUAUUCUAAACUACUCAUAUGUAUUAAUAUAAUUUAUUUGUUCAUGUAUUUGUGUACAUGUGCAGUUACUAACAAUCAUUUUCAUUUGUAAAUAUUGUGACAGCCACUGUCACCUUUUCAUUGUACAACUUUAAAAAUAAAAUACAAAUGCACCUUCUUAAA